Molecule: messenger RNA, 2584 nt
Organism: Musa acuminata AAA Group (dessert banana)
Lineage: Eukaryota; Viridiplantae; Streptophyta; Magnoliopsida; Zingiberales; Musaceae
Product: ARM REPEAT PROTEIN INTERACTING WITH ABF2
Exons: 11
Coding region: 1503-2126 (207 amino acids)
Source: RefSeq, a predicted model, not a curated record
UGUGUCUCCAAGAACCACCGAGCCCAUCGCCCCCUUCGAUCUGUCUCGGCUCGGGAACGAAGGUGGGAACGAGGGUUGGUUCGAUGAUCGCGAAGACGGAGGAGGUAUGUGCGCUGCUUCUUCUAGGGUUGCCUCGUGGUUUGAGGGUGGGAGCUGACGGAACCAAUCAUAGGUACGGGGAGGGUGAUCGUGUGCCCCUCCCUGUAUGCCAACAAGUGAAGAUGCAAUUAAGAUUUCCUUCUCAGAGGAUGACAGCGGGAUGAAAGCUACGGAUGAUGAUAAUAUAUUCAUCAUCCAAUUUACCCUUGGAAUGUGUUCAUUCAGAUAAGAGCACAAAUGAUUUUGAAUUUGAUUGCAGUUGGGAGGAAGGUCUAGUUAAGAAAAUUUCUGAAAUUCCAAAUGGUUUUGCUGAUAUAACUGCAAGUCCAAAAAGUGACUUGAAAAAAAACCAAUCGCCUUUAGCUGAGAGCAGCAAUGAAGUAGCUGAUGUGGAUUGGGAGGAAGGUGUGUCUCAAAAUCCUGACACAAGUUCUCAAUUUCUAGAUAAACCUGUAAAAGAUGUUUCAAGAGGAACAGUUGAGGAAGAAGCUGAUAUACAAGAAGCAAUAAGGAGAAGCCUUGAAGAUUUUAAGGAACAAAACUCUUCAACCAAUUCUUCAGCAGUUGUCGAAUUAGUGAGAUCAGUGAAAGAUCAAAUCUCUGAUGCGGUUAUUUUGCACAAACUGGUGACAAAUACUUGUGUUCAUUUAGAUAAUGAUGCCGAGGAAAGUCUAUCAUGUAAUGAUGGACAGCUGGAUAAUCGCUGCAAAGAGGAUGAUUUGCAAAUCCCUGAUUCUUCAAAGAAUAAUCUUGAUUCAUAUAAUUUAUCUGGUUUAGAUUUGGAUAGAGAACCAUCUCUGCUAAGUAGAAGAGAAAAUGAUCAGAAUGUAAUGACUACACAAAGAGGCAACAUUCCACCUAGCAAACCUUCUGAUGGUCACCCAAGUUGGUUGGAACAAUCUCUUGAUGCUAGUUAUGAAGUCCAAAUUAAAUCUUAUUCAAGAAUGUCCACGGAGGAAUUGUGUGAGAUCAGUCCUAAUACCAGCACUAAGAUUACAGAUGAUUGAUCUAAAGUUGUUUUUGUACCUCGAAUCAUGACAGUCGCCAAAUAUCCAGAUCAAGUGUAUCUCCUGAAAGAGGAUAUAAUAAUUCAUUAUUAGGAAAUAGCUCCUUGAUGGAAGAAAUUAUAGACACUGGUAUGAAAUCACAACAGAAUAUUGCUGAGAAAGAUAAUGCUAUAUCUGAUCAUAUUGGAGACAGUACACAGAUCUUAAACAAUCAAAUAGAAGUAUGAGAAGCUAGUUUAGACAAAGAAAUCCCUCUCCUUAGACAAGAAUGUGUGAACCUUGGAAAUGAGCAGAGGAUGCUUGAGCGAGAUGCCGAAUCUGUGAAAAAUGAGAUGUUUGCUGAGUGUCAGCCAAUGGAUAACAUCCAUAUAGAUCCAGUAGUUCUUGCCUCCAUCAAUGCAAUUGGAUCUUCUUGUUCAGAUGAGGGAGAGCAUCAUGGCUGAGAACAGGCAGAAAUAUCAGAAAAUUAAAAAGCCAAUGGAUAACAUCCAUAUAGAUCCAGCAGUUCUAGCCUCCUUGCCUCCAUCAAUGCAAUUGGAUCUUCUUGUUCAGAUGAGGGAGAGCAUCAUAGCUGAGAACAGGCAGAAAUAUCAGAAAAUUAAAAAGGACUCACACAACCAAGCUGGUAUUGUCUACAAUGGCGGUUUGGUGCCUCUUCCUAAACUUCUUGACUCAAAAAAUGGAUGUUUGCAACAUAAUGCUGCAUUUGCUCUAUAUGGUAUUGCAGAGAAUGAGGAUAAUGUUUCUGAUUUUAUCAAGGUAGGAGGUUUUCAGAAGCUACAAGAUGGUGAAUUCAUUAUCCAGGCCACCAAGGACUGUGUAGCAAAGACAAUGAAGAGAUUAGAGGAGAAGAUUAAUGGGCGAGUACUAAAUCAUUUAUUAUAUCUGAUGCGAGUUGGAGAGAAGGCUGUCCAAAGACGUAUAGCUUUGGCUCUUGCCUUUGAAGGCUGUCCAAAGGCCCAUGUCUUAGUUUGUUCCAUUCUUCUCAGGAGCGUUAUUUGUUCUUAUCAUUUGUUUUGAUACCCGACAUAGUUACUCCUUAUUUCGACAAUUUUUAUUGUUUUGUAGAAUUGAUAUUAGUUAUUUGAAUUCAUUUGUGACUUCCAAAGCUGGAAUAGUAGACUCAAAUUGGUUGUUUAAAUUCAUUCAAAAUUCUGAAUAUGUAAUUUAGAUGCAAUUUGAUCAUUUUUUUAUCUCAAUUGUCUUGUAUUUCUUAACAGUGGCUUAUUUGUUGCUGAUAUUAUGAAUUUAUAUUCAUCUUACGAAUUUAACAUGAUGCAGGCGUUCUUCUCGCUAUUGAAAUCCGACCAUAUCAUAUCAACAAGACUUCCGAAGAGAUUGCAUUUCCUUCCAUGAUGUGUGUGUUUAAUAUUUUGCAUAUCAGUUGACAAUUCAGAAUUGUUUUGGCCAUUGCCAAAUGCUUCAAACCAUGUAAUUCUUUAUGUAAUUCUUUAUCUAUUCAGUGAUAAUUUAAGUGA